AUGGCAUGUGACGUGGCGGCCUCCAAUGUGCCGCUGCUGCGUGAUCAUGGCGGGAACACCACUCGGCCUCCGCAUGCGAAGGCAGUGCUGGUGGGGUACGGCCCUUUCCCCUGGUCCUUCUACGUCUUCCGCUCGUGGAGGCAGCCCGUCGUCAACCCGGGCGAUGUGCUCGUGUUCAAAUGGGGAUUCUGGCCGCACGGAGUGCGCAAGCUGGCGAGCGGCACGGCGUAUGAGAACUGCGACUUCAGUGGCAGCUCCAAGUGCGCUUUCGCCCCCCUCCUGCGCCGUCCGUCUCUAGAUGCGCCUCUACCCCAUGCCCUCACCUCUCUGUCCUCCUGCUCUCCCUCCCACCUCCUGCUGCAUGUAGAAGGCAGUUUUUCAUUGCCUGCUUCGUUUUUCCCCUCUCUGUACUGCCUCUUCUCUCUCGCCCUCCCCUCCAGGUACAUGGUGCGGGCAGCUGAUGCGGCCACAGCGCUCUUCUUCACCUGCGCCUUAUUUCCCAUCUGCAUUGACCUUCCAGCCUUGUCUCUCUGCACUCCCUCCCUCCCCCCCCCAGGUACACAGUGCAGGCAGCUGAUGCGGCAACGGCGCUCUUCUUCGCGUGCCCUGUGCCCAGCCACUGCGGGCCAGGCGGCAUGA
Molecule: messenger RNA, 639 nt
Organism: Closterium sp. Naga37s-1
Lineage: Eukaryota; Viridiplantae; Streptophyta; Zygnematophyceae; Desmidiales; Closteriaceae
Source: the annotation of a GenBank genome assembly